Messenger RNA from Mycena citricolor, 4247 nucleotides. The record is from the annotation of a GenBank genome assembly. Lineage: Eukaryota; Fungi; Basidiomycota; Agaricomycetes; Agaricales; Mycenaceae.
AUGUCAGAAUCAUCACAAGAACUCGGGACCAUCUGUAUCAUCGGUGCAGGUGCCGCAGGGCUAGCCGCUCUCAAAGCCGUUCUCGACUCGCCUCGUUAUCGGGCUGGGCUAUGGAUGCCCACCGCUUUCGAGUCAAGAAAUGAGGUGGGCGGGAUCUGGCUUCCGGACACUUCCGCGGAAGGUACUAUCCAAGAAACACUUCCAAAGACCCCGUUGUAUGAUUCUCUGACAACAAACCUACCGCAUCCGGUCAUGGCCUAUCCGAGUUUCCCCUUCCCACCCUCGACACCAGUUUUUCCCGGGGCCGCGCACGUUCAAAGCUAUCUGAAGUCAUAUGCUGCGCAUUUCGAUCUUGGUUCCCAUAUCCGCUUCAAUACCACGGUCACUGACGUGCUCCGGAGCAAGUCGGGUUGGUCUGUGAGUCUAGACACGGGUGAGAUGUUGCAAUUCGACCUGAUCAUUGUCGCCAACGGCCAUUAUGCCAUUCCCCGUUAUCCUGACGUGCCCGGACUAAACGAUUGGCUGGCCGCCAAGAAAGCCAUGCACUCGAUCUGGUUUCGGCGACCGGAACGAUUUGGAAACGAAGUCCUUGUGGUGGGUGGUGGUCCCAGUGGCAACGAUAUCUCUGCAGAUCUCGCGACUGUUUGUCCCGAGAUUGUACGGUCCGUUAGUGGCGCGACUGUCUCGGACUCAGGCUCGAUCAAGACACGAGGUCGGACCACUCGAUUUGGGCCCGACGGAAAAGUCUUCUUUGAAGAUGGCAGCGUCGAAAACGAUAUUGACUUUUGCAUCCUCGCCACCGGCUAUGAAGUGCAUUUUCCGUUCCUAUCUGAGGAAAUCGUCCACCCGACUGCUCCACCCCCGUGUCCUCCACUGCCUGACGAACUGUACAACUCAACAUACAAUAUCUUUCCUCUUGCACAUCACAUCUGGCCGUUGCAAAAGCAUUUCCCACCCACGACGAUGGCAUUUCUGGGUCUUCCUGUUCGUGUCGCCCCGUUGCCAGUCAUGGAAGCUCAGGCGGUGGCCGUUCUGCAUGCAUUUGAGCAUCCUGAAUCCCUCGAUCUUGAAGCGGCAAGGACUGGCGUGCUGGACCGUUACCAGGCUGUCGGCGGCCGUGCCUUCAGCGUUUUCCAGGAAUCUCAUGAGCAGUUUGAUUAUUCAGACGCACUCCACGCUUUUUCCUCGAGCAAAGUACGGGCUCCUAUCUGGCGCAGGACAAUGUAUGAAGAAAAGACUGUAUUGCGGAGAUUUUGGGUCCAUCUGGAGCGUACUGGAGAGGCCGAGGCAUGGGUCAAGCACAAGUCGCCGUGCUCCGUCACAAUGGACUUUUCAGCCCAUUUCGGGGAUAGCACUGGAUUGUAUUCCAUGAGUGAGGCUGACGAUUUCUUGUACAACCAAGUCCCGGGGCCAGAGGAAAACGCCAGCUCCAGCUCGGAAGAAGAGUCCUCGGACGGCUCUUCCGAUGGGGAAGGGAGCGGAGGGGAGGACUUUGCAGGUCCAGUUCCACUAGCAGAAAUGCAGAUUGAAGGGCCGGCACUUUCAUUUGAGGUCAAAGCCCUCCUCGGGGACGCCAACCAAGCCUACGUUGAUGGGGACCUUUCCGAGGCGAUCAGGCUCAUGCGCGAAGUCAUUCGUAUCGAGCCGCGAGCCGCAUCAGCCUGGUCCGUACUCGCGCAGUGUCAUGACGAUCUGGGGAAGCCCGAAGAGGCACUUCAGCUGCGGAUCAUGGCGGCGCAUCUCAGGCACGAAGGCGAGGAAUGGGAUCGGCUCGCGAGACAGUCCAAUGAUCUCGGUUUCAAGCAGCAAGCUUUGUAUUGCUGGGGGAAGCUGGCUAGCCUUGAUCCGACUAAUAUCAAUGCACAGUGGGACAGGGCGUCGCUUGCCCGUGAUUUGGGCGAUUUGAAGACGACAAGGCAUGCCUUCCUAGCGAUUCUUAAGGUCUUUCCGCAUGACAUCCCGGUCCUUUCUGAGCUCCGCAAUGUGCUUGUCGAACUAGGCGACCUCGAGACGUGUCUCAAUCUCUUCGCUGCUGCAUUCGAGCACUACCAGCGCGUAUAUCCAACAGGAGCAGGGGAUCUUCCCGGUGGCGGUUUUGGACUGAUGGAGCUGCUGGUUUUGGCAGACUUGUACAACACGGUCUCCGAACACCGGCCAGCUGUGGAGGUCAUACGUCGAGGAUGUCGUUGGCUGCAAGGUCGAGGUGAUCAGAGAUACUGGGAUGCUUGUGACGACGAUCGCGAAUACGACUUGGAAUUGUUCAAACGAGUCGUGGAUGAAGGACCCCAGCCUGGAUUCUAUCCCUUGGAUGUGAAUGCGCGACACAGAUUGUCCGUUGCGCGGAUCCAAAUGGGGUAUACGCAAGAGGCCAAGUUUCACACGAGUGCUGUACUGGCUGAGGAUGUGUUGGACUAUGCACCUCUGUUCGCAGAGACGGCUGACGCUUACUUCGACCAGAAGAUGUAUGCUGAAGCACGGCCUAUUUACGAGCUUUUGGGGACCGAGGAAAGCACGAGUAGCAUGUACAUCUUGCUGCGAACGGCGAUUUGUUUGCGCAUGCUGAAUGAGUUGAGACCAGCUGUGGAUGUCCAUCGCCCUGCAGUCAGACUUGUGGAUCCAACCAACAACGAUGCCAAAUUGAAGCUCGCUGAAAUCUAUGAAAUUCUUAAUGAGCCUCGCAAGGCACUUGACUUGGUUUACGAGGUCAUCGACAGCAGACGGCGAGGCAACAAAAUCAUCGACGACGACGCGGGCACAGCCAAUACUGCACCGCCCACCUCGUCGCUUUUUGCCGAAGAAAGCAAGUCGAGCGCACGAAUGAAGCGAUCGCAACCGCAGAACCGCAUGAGCCGUGAGGCCCUUAUCGAGCUGGAGACCCAAAUGGAGCUGGAGACACUGCGCAGUCACCAGCACUUGCAGGAACUGUACCCCCAGAUCGAUCUGGGCUUACAGGAUCCAAACGAAGCCGAGCGAGAUUGGGUGAUCACGGCAGAGAGGCUAUUGGAUGCGUUCCGGGAGACAAGGCAGCUGUUCACCACGACUGGACAAUUCAAGGGCAUGUUUCCGGGCAGAGAGCGCCCCUCGAAAGAUCGCGAGGCAAUGGAGGCCAGGAUGAUUUCACGGCUGCAGAUGGAGCUGGAUGGGGGCGGCUCAAGCGCGAAAAACAGCACCGACGUGUUCCGUGGCCUGAACUUCCGGGAUUGGCUGAGUCUAACCUUCCAGUACGCUUUCCUAAGCACCAAAAGGAACCAGUAUGAAUCUGCGGAAGAUCUCUUGAAGCAUAUGGCGCUCUCCAUCGCGUUUCGUUCCGCCGAAUGCCAAACUUCGAUCCGGCUUGCGUUGAUCUCGGGACGAUUUUCUACUGUUGUCGAGCACGCGCGGAAGAUCAUCACCACAUAUCAGUUCAACAACGAGCCGCUGCGGAUUCUGCUGGCGGUGCUGUCGAGUGGGCUGCAUCCGACGGACGCAUUUAUCGUGUCCCCCCUCCAGAAGUUCUUGUAUCGGGAGAUGAAACUCGUUGGGGUGGCAAGCAAGAAUCCGGAACUGGCCAAGUGGACUCCCGCCCAGAAGCGCUUUAGUUUGAUCAACAACAAAGGCGAGGACGGAGAUGACGAACCAGCGGAUGAGGCUGUCCCCACAGCUGUGGGUGGAGACCAUGUUCUGCCCGCUUACGCCCGGAAACCGAAUCCUGUUAUCACGGCUAUAUAUGGUCAGGUCUGCGUUGCAGCCAAGAGCUACCAGAGUGCAAUCUUCUAUCUCCUACAGGCCUACGAAAUGUGCCCUGAAGACCCGAUGAUCUGUCUGAGCCUGACCAUGGCGUCUCUGGGCCGUGCGAUGCAACGGCAGUCCGACAACCGCCAUCAUCUCGUGGCCCAGGCCUUGGCGUUCCUCUCGCGGUACCGCGCUCUGCGCACAGAGCAGACCCAUGGCUUGGGUGAGAUCGAGUACAAUUUCGGGCGCGCGUUUCAGCAGAUCGGACUGCACAGUCACGCUGCCAGGCAUUAUGAGGCGGUCCUGGCGCUGGCUGAGACGCAACAGGAUAAGACUGACACUCUCGCUCAAGAGGCUGCUUAUAAUCUGGCUUUUGUGUAUAACUCAACUGGCGCGGUGGAGCUGGCUCGAGCUCUGUAUAGGCGUUGGCUGACUGUUUGAUGACCCGCGCCGCAAAUGAAUCGACUUCGACUCCGUAUCAGUUAUUCGUGGCCCCAUCAUCAUCACAUCACGAGAGCAAUCCUUGAUAUCAAGUU